This is a messenger RNA of Episyrphus balteatus (marmalade hoverfly), 1710 nucleotides long. RefSeq names its product aristaless-related homeobox protein-like. The record is from RefSeq and is a predicted model, not a curated record. NCBI's taxonomy places the organism in Eukaryota, Metazoa, Arthropoda, Insecta, Diptera, Syrphidae. Gene Ontology annotation, biological process: regulation of transcription by RNA polymerase II. The transcript is spliced from 5 exons. Bases 50 to 1564 code for a protein of 504 amino acids. Gene Ontology annotation, cellular component: nucleus. Gene Ontology annotation, molecular function: sequence-specific double-stranded DNA binding; DNA-binding transcription factor activity, RNA polymerase II-specific.
CGAAUACAACAACAAUACAAAUUCUCGUGUUCAAGACCUUUUAAGUGCUAUGUCUGCUACGCGAGUUACAACUGGUAAACUUGAUGUUGAAGAUUCCAUGUCAGUGAAUGGCAAUUUAGAGACUAAUGAGGAUGAUGAAUCGGUUGAUAUUGAUAUAACCGAUUUGUCUGGGACUGAGAAUAAGGAUAAUAAUAAUAUAAGUGAACAUCGUCCUUUAUCAUUGGUGAAAUUGAGUGAGAGUGUUGUAGAAAAACCGCGACAGCAAAGAUUUCAAACGAAAAACUGGUUAAUUUCUGAUACUUCACCAAAGAAAACAUUUCAGGAAUUAGGUAGAAAUACGUCUGAUAAUAAUCGUCUCCGAUUUAAGGAUAUCUUUAAGUUCGAUUCGAAUUUAGGGUCUGUUGAGCCAACAACAACGGUUCUAUCGUCUUCAACGUCAACAUUGAGUUCACCAAAAAGUUCAGCUCUAAAUUUGAUACGGAUUUCAAAUUUAGAAAAAGAAGUAGGAAGGGCUGUUGAAAUUCCAGUCCGAAUGAGAGCUAUGGGCUAUGGAUGUGGGAAACGUGGAAAUUCGGAAAAAGAUGAAAAUGCCGACGGAAGUGUUGGAAUGUUUUCAAAUGCCAGGAAAGGUGAAAAACCUACAUUGGUUGCUCCACCGUCGCAUAACCAUCAACAGCCGCCGGAAGUUUUGAAAUAUGAAAUUGAUGAGAAUGAUAAGGAAAAAGGGAUUCACAGUGCCAAGGAUUACAACAAUAGAACUGAUUUUUAUGAAGAAAAUAUCGAGUCCUCCUCCAGUCCAAUUACAAUCAACGAACGUUCGGAUAACAGUAAUUCACCGCAUCCUACAAUAUCCGCCAAUAUCCUGCAAUGUUCUACGGACACAUCCCUGCAUCGGAAUAGCCAUUCCCCAAAGGAUAUUUGCAUGUCACCAGAUGGAGGACACUCAGCCAAUCAAAGCAACAGCCUUAGUAGUAAACAACGUCGCUCCCGAACCAACUUUACACUCGAGCAAUUAAAUGAAUUGGAAAGACUUUUCGAAGAAACCCACUAUCCAGAUGCUUUCAUGAGGGAAGAACUGAGUCAACGAUUGGGUCUUAGUGAAGCCCGUGUACAGGUCUGGUUUCAAAACAGAAGAGCCAAGUGCAGAAAACAUGAAAAUCAAAUGCAUAAAGGAAUUCUUCUUUCAAGUCAUAGCCCACCAGUUUCAACCCCAUUGGAACCGUGUAGAGUUGCUCCUUAUGUUAAUUUACCAGCUUUAAGGAGUACGACGAGUUCAAGUUCUCAAUCGGCGAGUAGUAGCUCAAGUCAGCAUUUUGCUUCAACAUCAGCGGCAGCAACAGCAGCGGCGUUUUCAGCAUUUGAUCCUGCUUUGAUAUCAGCUGCAGCACAUCAGUAUGCUGCUGCUAUUAGCAACAACUCUAAUGGACUUUUUCCAAUACCACAAUAUCCAAUUAAUCUAGCAGCUAUUGCCGCUGCUCAUAGUAAAAGCUCCAGCAUAGCCGAUCUACGAAUGAAAGCGAAGAAACAUGCAGAAUCACUUGGACUUACGGAGAACCCAGCUUAGAAUUAAAGUUUACGUAACAAAAUUGUAUAAACCAUACUAGAAUUUAAGAAUUUUUAAAUUUAAUGAAUAUAAUAAUUCUUUAACUGUACAUUUUGAAUAUAUUUUAUAGUCACCAUUCUUUUUUAUAAAAAAUGUUUAAAGCUUAA